AUGAACAAUCAACAAACAGGCAUGGCGGCGCCUGCGCAUGCCAGGUACCGCUAUCCGAAGAAACCGUACCACCUUCCCUACCAGGUUAAGUACCUCAAACUGGCAAUUCGAAUCUUCAACUCGGACAUUCACGACUUUGUCUUGUCCCGACAAGAGAAGACCAUGGUCAUUGAUGACCUCUCCAAAGAAUUGACGAUUAGCGAGAAGAGAGGACCAUCCGGAGAUUGCCACAAUAACCGCACAGUCUCGUUGGCACGACGAAUGGAGAAAGGAGACAAGGCCGUUGUGAAAUGGCAGGUGUGCUCUGCCAUUCUGAGGUUCCAGAUGAACCUUCCCGAAACCUGGCUGGACCAUCCGACUUUCAGGCAGUGCUAUGCGGGACCGAGCUACCUUAUCAAUUGCAUCACUGGCGUGAACACCUACUCACAGGAGGGGUUGCAGAGAGCGAUGUAUGGUGCUCAGUCUGCCGGGCCUCAAAAUAACGACAACUCUAGAAGUGGGAAUGAUGAUGCGCGAACAGGUCCUCAGCCGAGUCUUGGAAAAGCAGCUGGGCCGAGGCAGGCCGUUCAAGACGACUCUCGAAAGAGAAAGGCGCCGGAGACCUCUUCUUGGUUUGCUGAAUCUAGCGGUUGUACGGCGUCAGGAAGACAAAUAUUCGUCACACAUGGUCCAGGGCAGAAGAAAAGACGCACAGAGAAAAAUGAAUCAGCCGCCACACUUCAAGGUCACAGUGAGGUCAUCGAGAUCAAGUCGGAAGACGAAGAAGUAAAGCCCGCGAUCAAGCGACCACGCCAACAUGCCGGGUCUAACGUGGAUGAGAGUCGUAAUGCUGUUGGCAGUAUUGUCAGCAGUCAGACCAAUGCUGCCGAGGCUCAGCACGAAGUCGAGCGCCAAAUCACGACAGAGACGAACGCUGCCAAUAUGCAAAAGACAAUCACGGAGCUGCGCAAGAUAAUACAGUUCCUGCCAAAUAUCGCGGCCAGUGAAAGCAAGACUUUUCGCAAGGGCAUAUUAAGUCCUUUCAUUACGAAGCUCCAGUCCCACGGCUGGGACGAUCUUGUCAAGUGGGCUGGUCAGUUGGUUGUUGCUAAGGGAAGGGAUUUUCGCCAGUUUGUGGCGGAAAAGCUCCGGGAGACGCUUACGGAGCGCGUCAACAACCUGAGUGCAUAA
Colletotrichum aenigma is the source of this 1170-nucleotide messenger RNA. RefSeq lists its product as uncharacterized. NCBI's taxonomy places the organism in Eukaryota, Fungi, Ascomycota, Sordariomycetes, Glomerellales, Glomerellaceae. The transcript has a single exon. Bases 1 to 1170 code for a protein of 389 amino acids. The record is from RefSeq and is a predicted model, not a curated record.